UCAUAUUAUUCUUCCUCUUUCUCCUUCUCUCUUCACGCUCCGGAUACCUCCCCGGACUCCAUCUACAAGAGAGUCCCAGCGAUAAUCCACCAGAGGGAUUUCAAGAGGUUCCUUCCAGCUUGCUCUCAUCCUCACCACUCGUUCUCCGUGGUGUCAUAGAACAAAUUUGAAAACGGACAAGGGCUACUUUUACCCUUCAAGCGGCUUACCACCUAUAUUCGCAUCCACAGCGUGAAUAAUUCGAUUAUCCUCUCGACGUACUUUCCCAUACAUCCCUCGUCAAUGAGCCAAAACACAAGUCCUACGGUCAACGGCGACAACAAAACGAGCGCCCCUGGCUCCAUUGCUUCUGUUUGGGCGCGUGGUCCUCCAUCUGCCGUCUCAUCGACUUCCGCUUCCAAGAAUCAAUCCGGCGUUAAUACCCCCUCCCAAGAGGGAGCGGGCCUCCCAAACAUAACCAGUGUAUCUAGCUCAGCUGCCAUUUCGAUAAGAAAUGCCCAUUCAAGACAGAAUAGCUUAUUAGUGGGGCCUGGCGGCGUUGAUAUCAAGAAGGGUAACAUUGCAUUUGGGACAGUGGAUUCACCCAAUACAGCGUUAUCUUCGUCCCCUGCUGCUCCUUCGACCACCGGCGGCCACCUUGCGGAUGCAGUGAAAUCAUUUGGCUCGAUCGAUGCGGACGGAAACUCUGAUCCUGAUGUGGUGAAGACUCGAAGAACCAGCUCCCUUAGCAAUCCUAUCGGUCCUGUACAGGAGAAAAAGCUCAGUGUCCAUUCUCUCUUCACUAGUAAAGCCCCGGCGCAGGCCCCCUUGGGAUCUUCUCCAUCACGCCCUGCAAUGUCUCCUCCACAACCGCAUCAGCAGCCUAUUCCUCAUAUACGUCGCCAGUCAAUGGGGCAAGGGGGCCCCGGAUUCCAGAGCCAGGUGCCAGUAGGCUCUCCAAGUUUCACAAGCGGCCCACCCAUGCGUCCUCCCAUGGUAAUGCCUAACCAGCCACGUUCACCGGUGGCGAAUCCUAACGUCCCUCAUGGGCAAUACGCACCCAUGCCUCCGCUUCAUGUGCAACAGGGUUUCCGUCCCCCGCAACAAGGUAUGGGGACUCAGCAGCCUCCAGUGAGACCUAAUGGUAUGGGCACUCAGGGCAUGGCUCGUCCCAUGAUGGGUCCUGGCCAAUAUGGUAUGCAUCCUGGACCCCAAGGGCCCCAGUAUCCAGUGAUGGGAUAUCCUCCUCAAGGAGGUUUCUAUCCCGGUUAUGGGCCGUAUGACCAACAGCCGCAUUACGGUUCCCCACAAUGGGCCCAGCAACAGCAAAAUCAGUCGUUCAACGCUAAUUUCGGUCCCGGCCCUAUGUCACCUCGGAGCGGUCCUAGUCAGAUUUCUUCCGCCCCCUCCCAAUCUCCUUUGCCACCUCAGGGAGUUCCACUUGGCAGCGGUGGGCCUAGUCCCAUUCCCACUCCGCCGAAUCGACCCCCUAACUUGAUGGCUGGUCACCAGCAUUCGGCCUCUAUUCCUGCUACUCCAAUUCCUUCUACACCAUCUCGUCCCAUGCAAGCUAACGUACCUCCUCCCUUCCUUUCCGGAGCAGCUUCAGUGUUUACACCCAGAGGUGCUUCAAAGGCCGUUAAGAUAGCACGUGAAGAUGGCACCGCUGUGAACAUGAAGGAAGUUGCUGAAGCGGCGUCAAAAGCGGUUUCCAGUGGUGCUCACACACCUGAAUCUGCGGCUCAACCUUCUAAAGAUGAUGCGCCUCGAAGAAAGCCUGGUUUACCUGUGAUUGUCAGACUUGAAUCUGAGGAACAGAAAAAGAAGAGGGUAGCAGAAGAAGAAAGAGAGGCCAAAUUGAAGUUUAUGGAAGAGAAGGAAGAGCAGGAGAGGAGGGAGCGCUUGGAAAAGAAGAUCAAAGAAGAUGAGGAGCGCCAGGCAAAAGAAGCCGCAGAAAAAGCUGAAGCAGAGAAGAAAGCUAAAGAGGAAGAAGAAAAGAAAAAGCUUGAUGAAGCUUAUGCCGCGGAAGCGCUGGCUGCAAAGAAGCUCGCAGAGGAGAAGGAAGCCACUGCCAAGGCCGCCAAAGAACAAACAGAAGCGGCUGAACGAGAAAAGCUUGCGGCACACGCUGCAACGCAAGAAGCUCGAGACAAGGCUGAAGAGCAACGUCGUGAGCUUUUGUCUACCCCUGUCACUCCAGCUGCAGUAUCACCCGUGGAAUCUCCGGCGCUCGGGGCGGGGCUUCCUGCCAAGCCUGUAGCUGCAAUCAGCGGUGCCAUGAAAACACUCCCUACAGCCCCGGAGCUGGCUUCUACAUCUGUCGCGACCAUCAAUGAGACGCCUUCAGCCUCCGCAUCUGCUCUUAGUUCUGCCCGGCCUAUCAAUGAUCUCAGUUCUAUCACUUACCCCGCUACGCUGAAGAGCCCCGAUCCUCGACUAAAUGUCGACGCCGAACCCGGCAAAUUCCGAUACGACCGCGAAUUCUUGAUGCAGUUCAUGGCGGUGUGUCGUGAGAAGCCAGAUACUCUUCCUCCUUUGGAGGACAUUGGCCUAGAAGUGGACGGUGGAAGCGGGUUUGGUGGACGUAGCUCUCGUGGAGGAAGUCGAGCUUCAAUGGGUCCCUCGAGUCGCUCUGCUCCCGGCGGCGCUGGCCUGGGCAUUAGUGGUUCCAAUCGCUCCGCCUUCCCCGGUCAGGGCAUGGGGCAGUUUGGCUCAAUGGGUCAAUUCGGCUCUGGAGCCGGACCCAUUCGUAGCACAAGUGAGCAACGGUACCGUGCCAGCCUCAGUAACCGCACACCUAGUUCAUUGUCUGGUUUGCCGUCACUAGGGAUCUCAGGGUCACGAACUGGCGCCAACAGAGGUAGUCAGCGUGGCUCCAAACGUGCUCCACAAUCGUCUCAAGUCCCAACAUCUGCCACUGCCCCUAUUCCGAUCUCCGAAAAUGCUUGGACCCGAACACGAUUGGGUGGCGAUGCUCAAGGUACCCCUGCUUAUAUCGAACGAAAGGUAAAAGCGCUCUUGAACAAAUUGACCGAGGAGAAGUUUGACCCUAUUUCGCUUCAAAUCCUCGAAUGGGCCAACAAGUCAGCCAACGAGACGGAUGGUUUGACUUUGAAGCUGGUCAUCAAACUCAUCUUUGAGAAAGCCACUGACGAAGCUCACUGGUCUGCCAUGUACGCGAAGCUUUGUAAGCUGCUGCAUGAUGAAAUCAGCCCUGAGGUAUCCGAUACCAUUGAUGGCAAACCAGUUGCUGGACGUGCUCUCUUCCGUAGAUAUUUGCUUGGUCGUUGUCAGGUGGAUUUCGAGGCUGGUUGGAAAGCUCGUGAGGACACAGCUGUGGCCGCUGCGGCGAAGAAGGAGGAGGACGGUGCCAAGCAGGAAGAAGCGAAGGAUGACAAGGACAAAGAGGCAGUUCUCAUGAGCGAUGAGUAUUACGCUGCUCAGAAGGCGAAACGUCGCGGUUUGGGUCUUGUGCAGCUUAUCGGAGAGCUCUUCAAAAGGGAGAUGAUUUCCAAUAGAGUAAUCAAAGAAUGCUUGCUCAAAUUACUCAGUAACACUACGGACCCUGACGAGGAAGACAUCGAAUCAGCCUGCAAACUCCUUACUACGAUCGGUGCGGCGUACGAUCGAGUCGCGCCUGAAAACCUCAGCAAAGCGUUCGAUAUGCUCAGUAAAAUGAUGCAGGUGGAAUCAUUGUCCUCACGUAUCAAAUUCAUGAUAAUGGAUGUCUUCGAUUUGCGCAGGAAUGGAUGGAAAUCAAAAAAGAAUCAGACGAGCGUUAUGACAAUUGCCCAAAUUCACGAACAAAAUGCAAAGGAAAAGAGCGCUGCUUCCACAGCAGUCUCCAAAGAAUCUAUAUCCCGUGGUGGUUCGCGCUCCGGUAGGGACAGACAUGAAGGAUCUCAACCUGGCGAAUGGCAGUCUGUCUCUGCUGGUCCGCGUUCCCUCAACCGACCUACUGAUUUCUCCAAUAUGGGUCGUAACAUCAGCUCUGGUGGAACAGCCCCUUCUUUCGGUCCAACUAGCAUCUUCAAUACUCGAAAGGGUAAGGCAGGAACCCCCACUAAUGUCACUCCUCCUAUGUCUCGCCAACCCUCUUCUGCAAACAUGUUUAGCGCUCUCAAUGAUACCCAAGAGAAUGAACUCGUGUCUGCCGAAAGACGGACCAGCACUGACAACGGUGAAUCUGCUCCACAACGCAAGAGGCUCAAUCUGGCCCCUCGUACCAAACCAGUAGAAGGCGAAGGCGAGAACAAGGACGAAGGGGCAGAGGAAGAACCGCAUGGAGACCGCGUGGAUGAACAUGACCUAUCUGAAGAAGAAGCUAGGGCCAAGAUUGAUUUAGAUAUGAAGGAGUUGUGGGGCGAAAAGGACCAAGGAGGGUCGAGGAACCCUGAAGAUAUCGCUGAUUACUUUAGUGCUUUACCCGUUUCGCGCCGUCCUCUGCUGGCAGAACGUCUUCUCAACGAUAUUUUCAGAAUAUCCAGGCUGAAGGAUGCUGAAAUAGUGGCGAAGGGGUGGAAAACCGCUUUACUGCAGCAAUCAGUUUCUGCAGAUGUCCUCAGACAAAGUCUGGAGCAUCGCAUGCCUACUCUAGAUGAUGAGUCCAUUGACUUCCCCUCAGCUUAUGAGGCUAUCGCCCUCCUGGUCCGAAAUGUUUCUCUAUCCCAAGAAGACAUCAACGCUAUGGUUGGGAGGAUUGAGGUAGAAGGAACACCUCGCAUCACUCCCCCGCAGAAAAUGGAAAAAGCCCUCAGAAAAGUCGAUGAGGCGGGAUCUUUGGCGUAGACAACCGAUUUCUUCAAUCUCUUGAGUUGAUUAUCCUUGCUUCUUCAUAUAUUUUACCGUUAUCCAUUUUUCUCUCUAAUUUCUAUCAGGUUUAUUCUGGUUGACGUAUGUAUGCCUGUUCCUAUGUCC
Molecule: messenger RNA, 4896 nt
Organism: Cryptococcus deneoformans JEC21
Lineage: Eukaryota; Fungi; Basidiomycota; Tremellomycetes; Tremellales; Cryptococcaceae
Product: eukaryotic initiation factor 4F subunit P130, putative
Exons: 7
Coding region: 283-4767 (1494 amino acids)
Cellular component (GO): eukaryotic translation initiation factor 4F complex
Molecular function (GO): translation initiation factor activity; mRNA binding; protein binding
Source: RefSeq, a predicted model, not a curated record